Messenger RNA from Peronospora matthiolae, 720 nucleotides. Lineage: Eukaryota; Oomycota; Peronosporomycetes; Peronosporales; Peronosporaceae. The record is from the annotation of a GenBank genome assembly.
AUGUGUGAACAAGAAUGCAAGCACGAAGACACCAUGUGCAACGUGCCAUAUCGAAGUGCUGUCGGAGGCAUCAUGUAUCUCAUGGUCGCCACACGUCCGGAUCUAGCUGCUGCAGUGGGAUCAUUAUCCCAGUUCUCGUCCGACCCAUGCCCGACUCACUGGCAAGCUUUGAAGCGUGUGCUGAGAUACCUGCAAGCAACGCCCAAUCAUGGUCUUGAGUUUACACGUGAAGAAGGAAGCCGUAUCUGCGGGUACACCGACGCAGACUGGGCCGGCGACAUUGAGUCAAGACGAAGUACAAGCGGCUAUGUGUUCAUGAUGAGCGGAGGAUGCAUCAGCUGGAAAAGCCAGAAACAACGGACGGUCGCGCUAUCUUCAACAGAAGCAGAAUACAUGGCGCUUUCCGAAGCAACCAAAGAAGCAGUAUGGCUCAAGGUGCUUUUGGGGGAACUUGGUGAGAUGACAAGCGACGAAGCGAUCAAGAUGUAUGAAGACAACCAAGGAUCAAUCGCUCUCGCCAAGAACCCGGAGUUCCAUAAGAGAACAAAACACAUCGACAUACGCUACCAUUUUGUGCGUGAGAAGGUGGAAUCAGGUGAAGUCGUUUUGGAGUAUUGCCCGACUCAAGAUAUGCUGGCAGACAUGAUGACCAAGCCGAUCGCCGCUGUACAAUUUGAAAACAUUCGCGAUCGACUUGGGAUCCAGCGGUGCCGCAGCUAA